UGUCAUGUAGGUAGGUACCUACUCAUAAACACUAAUAAAUUUAAAAUUAAUCAUAAUGGGUGUUAAUGUGUUAUAUGAAAGCGAUAAUUUUAUAAUCGUUAAUAAACCUUAUGAUAUGUAUAUUAAUUCAGACGAUAAAGAAGAAAAAAAUACGGUUACGUUUUACAUAGGAUCUCUGAACUCCCACCUCAGAAGUUCUAUGAAUCCUCUACACUUCAUUCAUAGAUUGGAUUAUGCGACCAGUGGAGUGUUGUGCAUAGCAAAGAAAAAGUCCGCUGCCGCUGAGGCUGGGAAAUUAUUUGAAAAACGUCUCACAAAAAAGUACUACUUAGCUGUUGUAAGAGGACACAUAACAUUUGAUUUAGCAGAUAUAGAUUAUCCUGUAGGUAUUGACAGAAAACCACAAUGUGAACACAGAAUGAGAGCACUCACAAAUAUGGAUGAGCCUUGUUUACAUCCACGGGAUAGCCAUACGCGCAUGCUGCUUUUGGAGACUGGUUACUAUGGAGAGGAUCCAAUAUCUGUAGUUCUUUUAAAACCUUUUACAGGAAGAAGACACCAGCUUCGAGUGCACUGUCGAGCUAUAAAUCACACAAUUCUUGGUGAUUACACUUACAGUGGCAAGUUGGAUAGAGAGCCCCAUAGGAUGUAUCUACAUGCAACAAGGUUGGUUGUGCCAUUAAAGAAAGAGCCUUUGGAUAUACAAACUGCUGAACCAUUUUUCUCAGACGAAGAAUUUACUCGUAAAUGGAAACCAUUGCAGAAGUUCUACGAUUACAAAUCCAAAGAUGACUUUGUAUCGAUUUGUAAUACUAUGGACGGCAAUACUCCUGGACUUAAAUGCCAAACAUUCGCUUUAGUCAUAUAGUCAAGAUUACAAUGUGUAUAUUAUUUGUAAAUAAUAUUUUACCUAUUGUGAACAUGUACUAGUGUAACCUACGCUUAUUAAAACAUAAUUUUACUGUUCCUAGUGUUAAAAAAGUGUAAGUACAAUGUACUGAUUAAUUAGGUAUCUUCA
This is a messenger RNA of Aricia agestis (brown argus), 1018 nucleotides long. RefSeq names its product RNA pseudouridylate synthase domain-containing protein 1-like. The transcript has 5 exons. NCBI's taxonomy places the organism in Eukaryota, Metazoa, Arthropoda, Insecta, Lepidoptera, Lycaenidae. The record is from RefSeq and is a predicted model, not a curated record. Bases 56 to 868 code for a protein of 270 amino acids. Gene Ontology annotation, biological process: pseudouridine synthesis. Gene Ontology annotation, molecular function: pseudouridine synthase activity; RNA binding.